Notolabrus celidotus (New Zealand spotty) is the source of this 4233-nucleotide messenger RNA. It is a transcript of the gene gpsm1b, whose product is annotated as G protein signaling modulator 1b. Gene Ontology annotation, molecular function: protein binding; GTPase regulator activity. The record is from RefSeq and is a predicted model, not a curated record. NCBI's taxonomy places the organism in Eukaryota, Metazoa, Chordata, Actinopteri, Labriformes, Labridae. The coding region runs from base 216 to 2207 and encodes 663 amino acids. The transcript has 14 exons.
ACUUCCUCGGCAGCUGCCAUUGCUGUGGCAUAUGAGGAAAGAGGGGAGGGGAAUAAGAGACAGUAGUGGAGAAGGAGAGAAUAAAAAGGGGGAGGGAGUGACAGAAAGGCGGAACGGCUUAAGGAAGAAGAAAAGAAAAAUAGCUGUCUCUGGAGGAGAGAAACUGUGAAAGGGGCUUCGUAGCGGGUGGAAGCAGCCAGACUAGCAGCGGUUCUAUGGCUCAGUCGGCUUCCAACGGUGUGGAGCAGGAUCUGGCCAGCAAGAGGCUACACUCAAGGAUGGAGGCCUCUUGCUUGGAGUUGGCUUUGGAAGGAGAGCGGCUGUGCAAGGCCGGGGACUUUAAAGGGGGAACAGCGUUUUUUGAAGCAGCAGUGCAGGUCGGUACAGAGGACCUGAAGACCCUAAGUGCCAUCUACAGCCAGCUGGGCAAUGCUUACUUCUACCUCAAGGAGUAUGGAAAGGCCUUGGAGUACCACAAACAUGACCUUACUUUGGCAAGAACAAUAGGAGACAGAAUUGGAGAAGGGAAAGCCAGUGGUAACCUCGGUAACACAUUAAAAGUGUUGGGGCGCUUUGAUGAGGCUGUCGUGUGCUGUCAAAGACAUCUGGAUAUCUCUCAAGAGCAAGGGGACAAGGUUGGAGAGGCCAGAGCUUUGUAUAAUAUAGGGAACGUGUUUCAUGCAAAGGGCAAACAGCAGUUAUGGGGCUGCUCACAGGAACCAGGAGACCUCCCCCCUGAUGUCAGAGACACACUGCAAAGGGCUACUGGAUUUUAUGAGAUGAAUCUGUGUUUGGUGAAAGAACUUGGAGACCGAGCUGCACAGGGAAGGGCCUAUGGAAACCUGGGCAACACCCACUAUCUGCUGGGAAACUUUGUUGAAGCUAUCAAGUUUCACCGACAGCGAUUAUCCAUAGCCAAAGAAUUUGGGGACAAAGCUGCAGAACGGCGAGCCUACAGUAACCUUGGCAAUGCCCUGAUAUUCCUAGGCCAGUUUAGCACAGCAACAGAACACUACAGGAAAACUUUACAACUGUCCAGGCAGCUAAGGGAUCAGGUGAUGGAGGCUCAGGCCUGUUACAGCCUCGGAAACACCUACACCCUUUUGCAGCAGUAUGAGAGGGCCAUAGACUAUCACCUGAAACACCUGUACAUCGCCCAGGAGCUCACUGAUAGAGUUGGUGAGGGUCGUGCCUGCUGGAGUCUGGGAAAUGCCUAUGUGUCUUUAGGGAACCACAAACAAGCUCUUCAUUAUUCCCGGAAGCACUUGGACAUCUCUAAGGAAAUUGGAGACAGACAUGGGGAGCUGACAGCCAGAAUGAAUGUGGAGCAGCUGAUGGAGGCUCUUGGAGUCAAUGAGAGUGACCUUUCACCCUCUAGUUCAGAGUUUGAGAUGCAAGGAGCGAGACCAAAAUUCACCAAGAGAAACAGCAUGGAGAGUGUAGAGCUGUGGAAGUACUCUACAGACAAGAAUGGUGACAACCAAGACAUGGAGAGUAUACCCAGGAGGCCUAAGAGUCAGCUGUCCCAGCCAGGUAAAAGAAAAGGCUAUCCAGACAGUCAGUCAUCAGACGAAAGGCUGUGGUUGGACUCGCCUCUGGACACUGAUGACAUCACUUUGCAAGUUCCCCCUCCAGUGCCAAAGCUGGGCCGUGACCCCUCCGAUGAAGACUGCUUCUUUGACCUCCUCAGUAAAUUCCAGAGCAGCCGCAUGGAUGAUCAGCGCUGCGACCUUGAUGAGCCUCAGAACGGAGACCAUGGAGAAGGUGCUGCAAAUGUCAUGCCUUCCCUCAAUGAGAGGAUAGAUGCUGGGAUCACAACCUCACCCCAGACUGAGGAGCUCUUUGAUUUGAUUGCCAGCUCUCAGAGCCGCCGUUUGGAUGAUCAGCGGGUUAAUGUUGGUAAUCUUCCAGGCUUGAGGAUUACUUCUAACAACCUUGGACACCUGGUGGGGGAAGGAGAUCAUCAAGAACCCAGUGAUGACUUCUUCAACAUGCUAAUCAAGUGCCAGUCCUCAAGGAUUGAUGAUCAGCGGUGCUCCCCACCAGAGGCCGGCCCCCACGCCCCCACAGUGCCUGAUGAAGACUUCUUCAGUCUAAUCCAAAGGGUGCAAGCAAAGCGUAUGGAUGAGCAGCGGGUCCAGCUGCCUGAGGACCAGGAAAGCCCUCCAUCCCCUGAGCCAGACUCCCCUGGUGGCUUCUCCAGCUAGGACUUUGUGAAUCAAUACUGCGAAACUUCAUGUCAAAGAGAAUUACAGCUGAAAGAAAAGGAAAGAAGGAAGGAUGAGCCAACAUUUAAAGAUGGCACUGAAGGGUGAACUAACAAGAUUUUAAAUAACAAGACAAAUUCAAUGUGCAAUAGGUUGUGCCCUGUCAAAUGUUCGCUCAGUGUAUUCUGCUAUAUGUGUGUAAAUAUAACAGAGAAGCAGACAGAAUUUAAGCUUGGCGGUGUGAGGACAAGAGAAAGUUUCAAGGGGACAUGAUAACGACAAAAACGACAUACAUUUCCAAUCUAAUGCCUUAAUCCGCAUUUUUUUCAGACUCAAGAUUGUAUUCCCUGGAGUCAGACGUGUUUCCUGAAAGCACACAAGGGGCAGUGUUAUAAAGAUGGAGGAUUUGAAAACCUGUGCUGGAGUCGUGGAAAUUUACAAGGAUUUAAUAAUAGAAACAGAAAAGAUGAGAACUUAAGAGAGAUAAAGUUGGACUGAAACCGGUACCAGUUUCAUAAAAGCUUGAUCGAUGAUGUAAAAACUAGGGAUGCAUUUCUGAAUCAGUUGAGCAUCGGUAUUGGCCCUGUUGACGAUGUGGGCAAUGUGGGACCUAUAUAUCGUCUCUGAGAAAGAUCAGCAGUCUGUGAGAUAUCCCAGUGACAUUUCAAGAGAAGGGACUUCUAGCAACACUUAAAAUACAUCAAAUGUAAUAGCUCAUUUGAAAAAAGUCUACGUCAGAUUUGGCUAUUGGCUCACUUGUAACUCCAAAAAAUCGUAAUCGGCCCUGAUUUUCACACUCAGUGCGUCUCUAGUAAAAAUUGUCUCUCUCUAUCAAAAAAGUUGAAUUCAAAAAUGUAUCAGUUCAUUCUGAUUGAUGCUGCUUUUAUCAUUUUAUUUCGUGGUUUCCACCACUCAUAGAACUGGUGUUAUUUGUGCAGUAACAGUAUUAGGGAUUUCCAUUCAGUGUUUAACUGUCCGAUCAGUUGAACUCUCCGCUGACUGAUAAUCACGUUCAAUGUUUUCCAGCUUAGACAAAACAAUGUGAUUCCUGUAAAUUGGCAGACUCAGUGAAAUCUGAUCAUUUCUGUGCUUUUAUUAAAAUGAAGAGCUUCACACAGUGUGUGGGAUCCAAGGUUACCGAGCAAACGAUACGAACACAGCUGCUUUCUUUUAGACUCAAGAUUAGAGUCCUGGGAUAUUUCAAGCUCCUAUUAAUGUUUCUGCUUAGCUUCUGAAGUAACGCUAACUGCUGCCCGUAAUGCUCUCAACGUCUGAUAACAGACCAUUGCUUACUGCCAUUAUCACGUAACAUAGAAAUAGAAGCAGAUGGAUCAGGUGGAAUCUAAUAUCAUGAACAAUACUGACCCACUUAUUCUAGGCUGUGCUGCCCCCCUGUGGUCAAAACAUGGUAUUACCUCUGAAACACCGUGCAGACUAUUCAGUUGGUCAAAUAUUCCAUCCUCUUGGCCACACUUCAUGAGAGUAUUAUGACACACUGAAAAGAAGACAAGUUUGUCUUUUUUGUCUGGUUUCAGCAUCAGAGUUUUGCCAACAUGGACCACGUUUGUGGAGAUUUUUGUGAAUUCUUUUGUAAAGGUUAGAGUGCAUCAUCAAAAUCAAGUCAAGCUAUUUGUAAUGAGAAAGGAAACUUGCCUCUGUAAAAUGGAACGGUACAAAAAAGUACUUGACCUAACCUUUUGGGUUUGCUUUUUAAUGAGACGUAGUGCAUACCUCAUUUUGUACCUCUAAGCUUCUUAACCUUAGUAUUCUGAACCAGGAUGGAUCAUGGUCCAAGUUUCUCUGUUUGAUUCAUCUAUCUUUGAUAAACAAGACAUUGGGAGCUAACGUUGAUAUUUUCUUCAGUUUUGUUUUUGUUUUUGUGUGAAUUAACAUUUUUAGACAGUACUCGGUACGCUUCUAUUUGUCUCUGCCAUAAUUUGUACAUAUAAAUAUAUUUUGUAUUUAUGUUCCAUUUGAGGACAUGAAUAUGUCCCUUCAUGCUUUUAAUAAAAUGUUUCAGAUGUUU